Vitrella brassicaformis is the source of this 1451-nucleotide messenger RNA. The record is from the annotation of a GenBank genome assembly. NCBI's taxonomy places the organism in Eukaryota, Vitrellaceae.
GGAAGGAGUGGGAGGCGAAUCGGUCCAGCGGUGUGCCGCCGAAUUCCUGCUGGUUGGCGUCGUGGAGAGCCUUCAGGGCCUUCCUGAGGGAGCUGUUGAAGUGGUCGCCAGUCACAGGGUCGUCUCGCCACUCCCCGGCACUGACGUCCACGAUGCGGAAGAGGUGCCCGGACCUCGGAGCCUUCUCCCUCCUGUCCAGGACCAGAACAGGGGAGGCGCAUGUGGCUACUUGCCUCGUCUGGGCUUACAGAAAAUCGCGAAGUGUCUGUCCCAGGUCAGCGAAGGCUGGGGGUUGCUCGGAGAGGGGCACAAGCAGGCCCUGUCCGUAUGGGUCAUUCUUCUGUCGUUUGACGUGGAGGCGGAAACCCUGGCCUCGCCCGAGGUCCGUCAUGUCGUCCCUCGUGAGUGUUGUCACCUCCGAGAUGCGCCUCAUGCCGAAGAAGGCUAUGAGGGCCAUGAUGCCGUUCCUCGUGGUGCCCAGCGCCCCAUAGUUCAGCCAGAAGGGGAUGAGCCGCUGCAGCACCUCCACUGGGAGUGGUUUCUUCGGCCGAUACGAGGCGUCCAAGGUGCGGUGGAGCCCCUGCAGGAAGAGGCGCACCUGCGGCUUGGUGAAGGGGGGCGGGGGGUGGUUGUGCACCUUGUGCCACGCCUGAGUGGCCGACCGCAGCUGCUUCACCUGGGACCAGUGGCGGUCCUUUGCGAAGGCGGCGAAGGCCCAGAUGGUCUUCUCGGGUGAGUCGAGUGGGAGGAGUGACGGGAAGUCAUUCUCGGCGCGCCGCAGGACGCCCUCAUACGCCUUCUGCGUCGAUGGUGCCCAGACCGCCCCGAAUGCCUUCCUGACCAGCUCGGCCACUUCCGACGCGUCGCUCGGUGCUUGGAGGCGGUCGCUUGACGUGCCUUUGACCGUGCAGAGGCACGGGAUGGGGGCAGCGAGGGAGUGCGCUUGCAUCUGGGUGGGUGCGAUGGUGCCUGUCCCCCUGCAAACUGCGCACACCGGCGAUGACCUGAAGGCGCAUCCAUGACACGGAGAGGGGAGUGAUGAGCGGCUGCAUCUUGCUUCUUGGUAUGCGUGCCGCACUCAUGCACAUCGCCACGCACUUGCCCGUGCCCCCCUAUGGGUUGUAUUAUGUGUGUGUGUGCCUGCAGGUGGUUUGUCUGCCGCGUGUCCGGGCCAUUGUGGCUGUCGUCACAUUCACGUGCCAUGCGCAGUCCCUGUUUGAGUAUCAUUGUGGCCAUCGCCAUACUCCUGUGUCAGUCGCGGUUCAUGCACGAGGUGCUGUGGCUACCGUCAUGAUUCCUAUGUGACCUGCCGUCGCCAACACUCUACGACUCGCUGCCCCUCGUGUGUCCGGACAGGUAAAGUACGACCAUGGGGAACGGGGCGGGUUGGCGAAAGUGCCAUUGUGCAUCAAACGACUCCUGUGCUUCUGACGCUGUCAGUAGGGUGUUCA